AACGUAGGUUAAUUUAUAAAAUCAUGCCAAUUAAGUGUAAUGCGCUAUUACUACGAUCUAAGGUCACGCCUAAAAACCGUAAGUCAUUCAAUUAAAUUACCCAUGUCGUGACAGAGUGAACCGAUAUUACUGCACUUACGGUUUAUGUUGGGCCGACAAUCGCCGCUUGUAAGUCGUAGGUCAAGUUUGAGGUGUAGUACAAUUACUCGUAUUACACUGGAUUGCCCGUAAUCGGCAGUCGGUCAAUGUUCACCGUUACACGACCAUUAGGAUGGCCGUUGCCCGUAUCUGUGUUGUCGUUCGUUCGUCAUCACAGCCGUCCGUCGACACAGUUGAUUAUCAGUAGACUCAGCAGCACAAAACCACCUCGAGCCCGUUCAAGGAUGUCAUUGCCCCGUCUGCCCGCUGUCAGCAGCGUCUCACCCAGAGUGUUACGGGUGUUGGGAUGCAAUCCUGGUUUCAUGACGCUACAGGGUACAAAUACUUAUGUGGUUGGCACGGGUGAGCGACGUAUAUUGAUUGACACAGGAGAGCCAAACUUUCCGGAAUACAUAAAAAAUCUCCAAGAAACAAUGAUUAAGUAUAAUUUUCAACUUGAUCAUAUUAUAAUAUCACAUUGGCACUCAGAUCAUAUUGGCGGAGUAAAUAAUGUGUUGGAUAUGAUCACUAAUAAAAAUGAAUGCAAAGUUUGGAAAUUUAAUCCAAAAAUAGGUAAAAAGCGGGAUUACAACUUUCCACUUCAUUUUGUUGAGAAUAAACAAAAGUUUCAUGUUGAAGGUGCUACUUUAAUAAUUCAUCAUACACCUGGACAUACAACUGAUCAUAUAGUUAUGUUUUUGGAAGAAGAUAAUGCAUUGUUCUCUGCUGAUUGUGUGCUUGGAGAGGGAACUACUGUGUUUGAAGAUCUAACAGAAUAUUUAAACUCAUUACAAUUGAUUUUAGACCUAAACCCAACAGUUAUAUUUCCUGGUCACGGUUCUGUUAUAAAAGAUCCAAUUGUUCGAGUAAAUAAUUAUAUUAAGCAUCGGCUAGAAAGAGAAAUGGAAUUAUAUAAUUUGAUUAAUAAAAGUCCAUCUAGAUCAUUGUCUGAAGAAGAAAUUGUAAAUGAAAUGUAUACAGUUAUUCCCAAUGAUUACAAGAGAGUAGCAUCGUAUAUUGUGAAAAAUCAUCUUGCUAAAUUAUCAAAAGACGGAAAACUGGUUCUAAUUGAUGAUAAAUGGAGAAUCAAAGAACAAUGAGGUUUUUGAUAGAAUAUUUUUUAAAUUUAAGUUGUUAUAAUUUUAAAUGUAUUUUUUUUUGGUAUAAAUAAUUUUUAACUUUAGUAAGUUUUAAAUUUGUACAAGUUAACAGUUAGAACUAAAGAUUGGAAUUAUAUUAAUUAAAAACUUAUAAAAUAUGAUGCAUGAAUACAUGAAUGAAUUAUGGCUAAUAAUGUAUCUACAUAAUAUUGAAAUAAACAACAAUUUUAAUUAUAAAUUCUAACUAUAACAAAUGAAAUCAUUUUUAAUUAAUUAAUUAGUAUAUUUAUUUUAUUCUGGUUGUAAUAUUAUAUUUAUCCGUCAUUGGUCUCGUAGUGGGUGCAUCACUCACCUUGUUAGCAUUUUGAGAGCCACUGUUUUAUUUAUACCUUGAUUCAUCUGAUACUAUUUAUACCUUCAAUUGACAAUUAUCUAAAUAGACUUUUGUAAAUAUAAUAAUUUUAUGAAUAUUUAUUGAUCAGAUAUUUAUAUGCAAAGUUAUUAGUAUCUAUAAAAGUGAGCAACGUUCAUUCAAUAGUAUCAAUGUGAUUUUUUUUUGUAAACGUGUGCAAAUAUCUUUGUUUUUGUUUUAUUUUUUUUCACGGUUUUAUUCUAAAAUGUCUGAAAUGUUAUUUUGUGGUUUAGAGAAUUGUAAAAAAAAAAAUAUUUAGAAAAUUUGGAUGAUACAGAUUCUGAUCCCGUUAUUAUUAUAUUCUUCUUUUCAGUCUUCAACCCUUAGAUUGGUUUGCUGCAGUUCUCCACGCGUCUCUAUCGUUACUCAAUUCCUUUAGUUCCUUAUAACUGUUCUUCACCAUGUCAAUUAUGAUUUGCUUCAUGUACUCCAUCUUUGGUCUUCCUCUUCCUAUAUGGUCUUCAACGUCGCCUUCUAUGACGGUUUUCGAUAGACUCUCAUGGCAUAGUAGAUGUCCUAUCAUUUUAGCUCUUCUAACUUUUAUGGUAUGCCAUAGUACUUUCUUUUCUUUUAUACUAUUUAGUACUGCGUCAUUCGUUAUUCUAUUAAUCCAUUUAAUUCUUAAUAUUUUAUGAUAACACCACAUUUCGAAGGCCUCUAGUUUUCUUUUCUCUAUUACACUGAUUGUCCAGGUUUCACAGCCAUAUAAGGCAAUACAUACAUAUAUUUUUAAGAACUUUUUCUUUACCUCUAAGGUCAUAUUAUUGGUGGUUAAUAGGUGUUUUUUUUUCUGGAAAGCCCUCUUCACUUGUGCUAUUCUAUUUAGAAUUUCAUUUUUACUACGGCCAUCUUCCGUUAUUUUACUUUCUAAGUAAUUAAAGUGAUGCACUUGUUCUAUGUGUGUGUUAUCUAUAUGUAUAUUAAAUUGAACAGGGUUUGUCUUGCUGCACAUCAUAACCUUUGUCUUUUUUUUAUUUAAUCACAUUCCAUAUUUGUCCUAUAAUAUUUUAUUGACAUUAGUUAAAAUUUUUUGCAGAUCAUCCUCUGUUUCUGCGCAAAAGGCAAUGUCAUCAGCAAAUCUUAGUACAUUAAUUGUUUCUCCACCUAUUCUAACUCUUUGCUUAACUUCUAUUCUUAAUUCUUUCAUUACUUCUUCAACAUAUAGAUUAAACACUCUUUUUAAUUUUUGCUAGUUCUUCUUUCCCAUCUAUACAUAUUAAUAAAGUUUGGUUUUUGUAUAAAUUAUAGAUGCAUUUUCUGUCAUAAUACUUAAUUCCAAUUGUUUUUAGAAUAUCGAAUAAUAUACUCCACUUUACAUUAUUAAACGCCUUCUCCAAAUCGACAAAGGCUAUAAAUGUAUCUUUGUUUCUUCUGAUUUGUUUUUCAAUUAGUUUUCUUAGCGUUAGGAUUGCCUUCCUGGUUCCUAAUGCGAUAUUAAUGACGUGUUAAAUUAUAUAUAAAAAAAAAAAUAGUGUAUAUUUAAAAAUAAAUAACACUUGUAUCUAAAAUAUGGUGAUUUGUAGUUUUCAAAUAAAGUAAUAUAUUAUGUAGUAUAAUAAAUGUAAAAGC
Molecule: messenger RNA, 3219 nt
Organism: Rhopalosiphum maidis (corn leaf aphid)
Lineage: Eukaryota; Metazoa; Arthropoda; Insecta; Hemiptera; Aphididae
Product: beta-lactamase-like protein 2 homolog
Exons: 7
Coding region: 246-1238 (330 amino acids)
Cellular component (GO): mitochondrial matrix
Molecular function (GO): RNA endonuclease activity; single-stranded RNA binding
Source: RefSeq, a predicted model, not a curated record